Molecule: messenger RNA, 933 nt
Organism: Myripristis murdjan (pinecone soldierfish)
Lineage: Eukaryota; Metazoa; Chordata; Actinopteri; Holocentriformes; Holocentridae
Product: olfactory receptor 1D2-like
Exons: 1
Coding region: 1-933 (310 amino acids)
Biological process (GO): G protein-coupled receptor signaling pathway; detection of chemical stimulus involved in sensory perception of smell
Cellular component (GO): membrane
Molecular function (GO): odorant binding; G protein-coupled receptor activity; olfactory receptor activity
Source: RefSeq, a predicted model, not a curated record
AUGAUGGAUAAUGUUUCCAUCAUAAAGAUGUUCACUCUUUCAGGGUUAAGUGAGACAACAGACCACCGAGUCACUUUGUUCUCUCUCACAUUGUUGUGUUAUGGCGUGAUUUUACUGGUAAACAUUUCUCUCAUCCUGACCAUUAUCAUGGAUAAAAACCUGCAUGAGCCCAUGUAUAUUCUGUUGUGCGCUUUUUGCAUUAAUGGGCUUUAUGGGACUACAGGCUUCUACCCCAAAUUCCUCCUGGAUCUACUGUCUCUGUCUCAUGUUAUCUCUUAUUCUGGAUGCCUUGUUCAGGCUUUAGUAAUGUACUCGUUUGCUUGCAGUGAUCUAUCUAUUCUUGCACUUAUGGCCUAUGACAGAUAUCUGGCCAUAUGUCGACCACUGGAGUACCACUCUAUCAUGACUAAACAGAGACUGUCUCAGUUAGUAAGUUUCUCAUGGAUAAUACCUUUUUGUAUUAUUUCCAUUAACAUUCUGCUGACUUCUCGACUGACACUAUGCAGUUCAAAGAUUCAGAGACUCUACUGUGUGAACUGGAUAAUUGUUAAACUUGCUUGCUCUUAUGUUGACACGACUGUUAACACUAUAAUUGCAUACAUGACAAUAAUAUUUUAUGUCUUUCAUGGUUUCAUGAUAGUUUGGUCUUAUAUGUAUUUGCUCAAAACAUGUAUGAAUUCUAUUGAAAACAGGAGGAAGUUCAUGCAAACAUGCGUGCCACAUUUAUUCUCUUUGCUCACUUUUCUCGUUACCAUAGUCUUUGAUGUAAUGUACAUGCGAUUCGGCUCCAAAGAUUUACCUCAAGUGUUUCAAAAUUUUGUCGCAAUGGAAUUUCUUCUCAUUCCUCCGGUUAUGAAUCCCUUAAUUUAUGGUUUCAAACUGACCAAAGUGCGGAACAGAAUCCUGGGCUUCCUUUGUGGUAAAAGUAAAUAG